Messenger RNA from Eupeodes corollae, 1270 nucleotides. RefSeq names its product c-Myc-binding protein homolog. The coding region runs from base 773 to 1138 and encodes 121 amino acids. The transcript has a single exon. The record is from RefSeq and is a predicted model, not a curated record. Gene Ontology annotation, biological process: regulation of DNA-templated transcription. NCBI's taxonomy places the organism in Eukaryota, Metazoa, Arthropoda, Insecta, Diptera, Syrphidae. Gene Ontology annotation, molecular function: transcription coactivator activity. Gene Ontology annotation, cellular component: nucleus.
CUCGCUUAAACACCGUUUUCGGGAUCGCUACUUCCAAAGCCUCAAGAUGUAAUCGGUAGUUUGAUAUAGAAAAAGUUAAGUAAAACAAAACCGCAAUAGCUAAUGUCACCAUAGCCCAUUAGAUGUCGCCCAUAAAAACUCACGAUGAUAGACUUUAUAUACAAAGAUUUUGUUCACAAUUGAACAUAAUUAAAAUGGGAAAAUUUGGCCAGUUUAUACAUCCAACAUUUCUGUGUUUUCUCUCGGACUCGGGCAGAGCAGGAGAAUGAAAUAUAAACGAAAUUUACUUUUUAUUCACAAACUAGCUUAAUAGUUUUUUUUUAUCGAAUCGAAUCAUUGUCAUAUAUUUCAAAGAAGUCGGUUCGGGCUAAGAAGAGCCUUCGUUUUCUGUUCAGCAAAAUAUCAAAAUAUUGAUUGAUGCUAUCGUCCAUAGACAUUUUACUUUUUGAUCUUAUAUAUCCAAAUAAAAUGUUUCGCAACUUUCUCAGAUUUGCGAAAUAAAAAGUGAGAACUUUUGUUUGUUUUAGAGAACACGGAAAUCUCUGGAACUUAGAAAUAUAAACUGACCAAUUAUUACAACUUGUCGACUGCAACGCCCCUACAUGCGAUCAUUAACAUAACAUUAAACACAAGGGUUGGAUGUUACUGUCAAAAAUAUAACGGUGAAAAUCACCAUUUUAUUUUAGUUUUAAAUUGAAAAUUAGUGUGAAGUUGUUGGCAAGCUUCAACUUUAUUCUUCUUAAAAACAUUAAAUUUAAAAAGAAAUAUAAUCAUGUUCGCCACCAUUCAAUGUUCUGAAGAAAAAAAAGCUAAAUUUGUAAAAUAUCUAGAACAGCAUAACGUAAUCAAAACAUUCAGCGAGAUUUUCGACAAACUAAUGAAAUGCAAGGAAAAACCAGAAAAUCCAAUUGAUUUUAUUCGCCAGGAAUUAGGUGAAGUUGUUAUUCCACACGAAAACUUCGAGGAACUUGAACGUGAACUUGAAGAAGCACAUCGUGAAAUUGCAGAUCUUGAAAAAGCUAUUGAAGAAUUGGGUUUAAAUGAAAGUGUUGAAGUCGUGGAUGGGGAUGAGGAUGAAGAAGAUGAAAUUAAGGACGAUACAUCAGAAGUGGAGGCUGAGCCAUCCAAUGCUUUGUAAAAAACGUAAUUAAUAAGAAAGGAUAAUACAAAAUGUGUAUUUGAACAAGUUAACUUUAUUCUUCAUUUUACUUUUAUACUAAAAUGUUACUUUUUUCUUAAAUAAAUUCGUGUUUUUUUAAUUCUAAAGAUA